Molecule: messenger RNA, 4344 nt
Organism: Brienomyrus brachyistius
Lineage: Eukaryota; Metazoa; Chordata; Actinopteri; Osteoglossiformes; Mormyridae
Gene: foxq2
Product: forkhead box Q2
Exons: 2
Coding region: 2623-3432 (269 amino acids)
Biological process (GO): regulation of transcription by RNA polymerase II; cell differentiation; anatomical structure morphogenesis
Molecular function (GO): RNA polymerase II cis-regulatory region sequence-specific DNA binding; DNA-binding transcription factor activity, RNA polymerase II-specific
Source: RefSeq, a predicted model, not a curated record
AUUGUCGCACAUCGUACCUGACUAAUAUUAAUAACGAAGGAGGUGAACUCAUCCACGUACUUGGGGAAAAUAUCAAAGAAGUUAACUUUUUCAGUUUGUUAUUUAUGAUGUUACAGUAAAAACUGGAGUGGGAUUUUCUUUCACAAUACAAAGUUGUUUUACACAGCUGGUUGAGGUGUCAAAGCUACAGCUCAGAGCUACAAAGUCAUUGAGUAAACUUUCUUCCAUUCUGCUAAUCAAUAUAUGCAUGUUCUGGCAAGUACACGUUCAGGUUGUGAUAAUUAAAUAACACGGCCCAGGUCUUGUGCUCCUAACCGCAUGGUUUGUGUCUUUGUGCGUUAGUGUUCAAUAAAAACACCUGCCCUGCCACAAUUCCAGCUUUUUGUAGCUCUCAAGGUUUAGAUUUUGGUGAGAGAGGGUCACAGCUCUGGAGGAGGAGGGGAGGUGGCUCAUUGGGUUAGGACUCUGUGUUCAUGAUCAGAAGGUCACUGGUUCAGAUCCCAGGUUUUGCUGACUGAUGCUGCCACUGGGCCCCUGAGCAAGACCCUUAACCCCUAACUGACCCCAUGCUGUGACCUCUAAGCUUACUCCUGUAUGUGUCACAUGAUCAGAGAGUGGGAUUAUUUUUCAGCCCGGAAGGGGUGGUGGCACCUCUGCAGCCACGAACUGCGUUCAUUCAGCUCUAAAUGACAAGCGAUCACACUGAUGUGCAUGUCAUAUAUUUGCAUAUUUUCUUUGACCAAUCGUGGUCUAUUGUGUGUGUGUGUGUGUGUGAGAGAGAGAGAGAGAGAGAGAGAGAGAGAGAGAGAGAGAGAGAAAAUUCAUUGGUUAACAUUCUGAAUCGUUGAUGUAGUAUUUUUAAUUAUUAAAAUUAUUUUGUUUCUGGCCGGGACAAUUUUAAACUCGUCAAAUUAUUUUGUUUUCUGAUCAGCAAAACAGCCAAGUGGCCCACCGGGAAUUCUGCUGAGUCUUCCGCAUGGCUAUUCCGGGCCUGUCCAUGAACCAUUUUCACACAUAAAUUCCAGGCAUUGUCCGGAGGAGCAGGCCCAGAUUUUUUCAUGAGUUGCCCUUUCACACAUAUGGCACACAAUCGGAGUUCGUCCUCGUUAGACGUCUUCACCCAUACUAGAAGUACUCUAACUGGUUUAGACGAAGGGUGGUGUUUGGAUAGCGCCCACAUGAGCCAGGGCACGAUGCAAUAAAUACGCUACGGAAAUCGCGGCAUUUUCUUUGCGGCACCACUGACCGAAGCUCCCGAAUCUCGUCGUCUCUCCAGUUACCCAUGUUAGUUGGAGUCGUCUUUGUGUAAAUGAUCCUUCUUCUUCUCCCUCAGAUGUUUUGUGUUCAUCUCUUUUCAUGCCAGUCGCAUGAGAACAAAAACGUCAUCCACACGCCCACUGGUUUGUGGUGAAUUCUACGGAAUUCUCCCUGCCCUUCUUCACACAUGGGAGUCAGUUGGAAAUUACCUGGACAUUGUACUAGGGAGCUAGCAGAGUCUGUUUAAUGUUUGGUCCGACCGAUUUGGACAUUUGCAGUCACAAAUACAGCCCUUCCCCGUAAUGUUCAUGUUUAAAACAUACUAUGAGCAGAGAAUAUCACCACAGGGAAUUCUAGAUAUGUGUUAAAAUAUUUUUGAUGUGUUUAGUGGCUAUCCUACUAAGUGACAUUAUGAUGUCAUUAUUUGUCAAAUGCUGUCAUGAUUUUUGAGACCGUGCCCCUCGUCACAUCAAACAACAUUGCAGUUUUUGCACCCGAUACCCUUGGAAUUUGCACACGGAUUCUUGAGCCCCUUUGCAACCCUGUUAGCUUCCGCCUGUUGUUUUGCAAGUCGAGCUGCUGGCUCUCAGACCUCAUUUAUGGAUGAUACAUACUGCCUACUGCCAUUUAUAUAUAUACAUAUAUGCACAUACAUUUUAGUAAUAGUAAUAUUGUGAAGAAUAAAAUAUAGUUCAUAAUGCUUCCUGUAGUUGUUAAAAGGUCAGUUGGGAUAUUUUAAUAUACACGUUUAUGUUAUUGUUGCUAUGUUACUCAGAUUUCUGUACAUAAACAUGCUCCUACUGUUUCACCCCAGAAGACCUUUUAAGAAGGAUACAAGUGUCUAGAAUCCGCUUGGCGUUUCAAGCAGCUGUCUCUAAACACCUUGGUCACCUAAAUCCCUCGGUGCAAUCCUUUGUAAUUACUGAGCUUCGACGGGGGGGAAAUAAUAAUCUUGUAGACACCCCUCCCCAACACACCCCACCUGCCUGUGCUCCAUAUUGUCUUAGACGGCGUAUUUAAAGAGGGAUAACCUUGCUUGUUCGUUUGAACUGCCGUAAACCACUGAGGAACACUCCGAGAUUAACCUCACGGCAGAGAUUUAAAGAUGGUCACUUCAAGCCCGAUCUUUUGAGAUCUCAUCAGCAUUGUGCAUUCAGAAAGAGAACAUGGAACUUGGCUGGAACUGAUGGUCUGUGUGACGGAGCAUUCUGGCAGUUAACCUGGUGCCAAAGCCUCACAUAUGAGCGGGACGGUAAUUUUUCUAUCCUUCGGCACUUUGUAGUUCAUACAACACGGGGCAGCGAGCUAACAGCUAGUAACUUUGUUAUUGCGUCGAGAUUUGAUGCGCAGAAAUCCACAGGCAGCAUGGACGUUACGAGAAACUGUCAGAGUGGUCAAGAGCACAUGGGUCUUAGGUUCACUAUUGACUACCUGCUGUUCAACAAGGGAAGCCAGGACUCAGGAAAAGAGUCCAGCAAUCAGAGUCCCAUAACAAACAGGAGUCCCUGUCGCAUUGCACCUGACCCAAGUCCACGAGUCCCUACAGCAGAAGAUGACCCCAAGCUGCAGACAGUACAACACAGAGACUCAGAGGGGCCAGAUGACAACAAACCAGAGGAGAUGGUGGAAGAAGACAGAGAACGUGGGACUUCUGCUCCAGAGAACCUUCUGGACAAGCCAGCACAUUCCUACCUCGCUCUGAUCUCGAUGGCGAUCCUUGCCUCAAAAGAAAAGAGACUCUUGUUGUGCGACAUCUACCAGUGGAUUAUGGAGCACUACCCGUACUUCAAGAGUAAGGACAAGAACUGGAAGAACAGCGUGCGUCACAACCUGUCGCUGAACGAGUGCUUCGUCAAGGCCGGCCGCAGCGACAACGGCAAGGGCCACUUCUGGGCCAUUCACCCUGCCAACGUGCACGACUUCUCCCGAGGGGAUUUCCACCGUCGUCGAACCCGCAGAAGGGUCCGCGGCGAGCCGGCCCAGCUGCCAUUCCCCCUGCCCUCUCCAUAUCUCCCGCCUCGCCACCCCAGGAACUCCGCCUACUGCUGCUGCCCCCCGAGCCAGCGGCUUGCCUGCUGUUCUGCCAGUAUCAGCUGGAACUGGCACCGCCUGGGUGCCAUGGGCCUGCCAGGCCAUCCUUCAUAUCGCUGCAGUAAUUACUACACAGCUAUUUAAUGACGGCAGCAGGAGCCACACCAUUUCUUGGUCAGUAAGUCAUGAACCUACUUCAUAAUAAAGGAACUGCCCCGUUGGGUGGCUCAUCGGGCGGUAAAGGUUAAAGUUGUCAAAGUUGUCAUGUUCUACUUUUAAUUACACCACACGCUCCAUGACCUACUGAAUAUGGACCCACCAGCUGAGAAAUGCUGAACUACAGGGAGGUGUUCCACAAAACUGGAUGUCUCAGCUGGGUUAACUUAAGCUAGAAGUCAUGAUCGUCCAAUAGGAGUACUCCUUACCCAAACUCUUAUUGGAUGAUCAUGAUCGUCCAAUAGGAAUGCUCCUUAGCUAAACUCUCAUUGGAUGAUAAUCACUUCCAGCUUAAGUUAACGCAGCUUAAUGGAACCUCCUGGGACACAAACUGCAGUACUGAGAAGCCUUACUUCAUCUUACAUCCAUCUUCUAUAACUGCUUAUCCUAAUUGGGGGGGGGAGUUCAGACCCUAUGGGCAACUGGGUAACUCCAGUAAACCUUAACAUGUUUUUGGACUGUGGGAGAAACCAAAACACCUAGAGGAAACUCCACAAUGACACGGGGAGAACAUGCAAACUCCACACACAUGGAACCAUGGCAGAGACUCAAGCCCUGGUCACAGUGCUACCCACUGCACCAGCAGUGCUACCCACUGCACCAGCAGUGCUACCCACUGCCCCCCCUUUGUGUUCACUUUGCUUUUUCUUUACCUGCAAACAAACCUCAUUUGGACUCAGAACUGAAUUUAACCAAGGACCACAUUUUAAUACAUAACGCAAAAUGUUUUGUAGUUUUUAUGACAAUUUCACAUUGUGAGAAAUAUUACUGUAAAUACCUUGUAUUAUUUAAUUAUUACUGGCAUAGAUUAAAGUUAAUAUAUAUAAUUUUAAACAUGAA